Heterocephalus glaber (naked mole-rat) is the source of this 3997-nucleotide messenger RNA. It is a transcript of the gene Fbxl20, whose product is annotated as F-box and leucine rich repeat protein 20. Gene Ontology annotation, cellular component: SCF ubiquitin ligase complex. The record is from RefSeq and is a predicted model, not a curated record. NCBI's taxonomy places the organism in Eukaryota, Metazoa, Chordata, Mammalia, Rodentia, Bathyergidae. Gene Ontology annotation, molecular function: protein binding. Gene Ontology annotation, biological process: SCF-dependent proteasomal ubiquitin-dependent protein catabolic process.
CGCGCCCCUCCCCCGCCGGAGGGAGGGUGCCCGGCUCCGGCUCCGGCUCCGGCUCCGGCGCGGCACCCCUGACCCCGCGCCCGAGGUGUGGUCCUUCUGCCAUCCCCGGAGUACGACCGGGUGCUCAGCCCACACUCCGCGCACUGGGCCAUGCACAAGGAGACGCCCGCCCCGCGGCGGCCCCCAAGGCCUCCCUGCAGCGCCCCGUAAUGCAAUCCACCGGUACGGCGGCGGCGACAUCAGCGACAGCGCUGCCCCACUCCCGAGACGUCCAGAAAGAGGAGGAAAAUGGCUCCAAGCAGGGACCGCCUGCUGCACUUCGGGUUCAAGGCGACCGUGAGUGACAGGAUGUUCUCAAAUAGCGAUGAAGCUGUAAUCAAUAAAAAACUUCCCAAAGAACUCCUCUUACGGAUAUUUUCUUUCCUCGAUGUCGUUACCUUGUGUCGCUGUGCACAGGUUUCCAGGGCCUGGAAUGUUCUUGCUCUGGAUGGCAGCAACUGGCAGCGAAUUGAUCUAUUUGAUUUCCAGAGGGAUAUUGAGGGCCGGGUAGUGGAGAAUAUUUCAAAGCGAUGUGGAGGGUUUUUACGAAAGUUAAGUCUUCGUGGGUGUCUUGGAGUAGGAGACAAUGCAUUAAGGACCUUUGCACAAAACUGUAGGAACAUUGAAGUACUGAAUCUAAAUGGGUGUACAAAGACAACAGAUGCUACAUGUACUAGCCUUAGCAAGUUUUGUUCCAAACUCAGGCACCUUGACUUGGCUUCCUGUACAUCGAUAACAAACAUGUCUCUCAAAGCACUGAGCGAGGGGUGUCCACUGCUGGAGCAGCUGAACAUUUCCUGGUGUGACCAAGUAACCAAGGAUGGCAUUCAAGCACUAGUGAGAGGCUGCGGGGGACUGAAGGCCUUAUUCUUAAAAGGCUGCACACAGCUAGAAGAUGAAGCUCUCAAGUACAUAGGUGCACACUGUCCUGAGCUGGUGACUCUGAACUUGCAGACUUGCUUACAAAUCACAGAUGAAGGUCUCAUUACUAUCUGCAGAGGGUGCCAUAAGUUGCAGUCCCUCUGUGCCUCUGGCUGCUCCAACAUCACAGAUGCCAUUCUGAAUGCGCUAGGUCAGAACUGCCCUCGGCUUAGAAUAUUAGAAGUCGCAAGAUGUUCUCAACUAACAGAUGUGGGUUUUACCACUUUGGCCAGGAAUUGCCAUGAGCUUGAAAAGAUGGACCUGGAAGAAUGUGUUCAGAUAACUGAUAGCACAUUAAUUCAACUUUCUAUACACUGUCCUCGACUUCAAGUGUUGAGUCUGUCCCACUGUGAGCUUAUCACAGAUGACGGCAUCCGCCACCUGGGGAAUGGGGCCUGUGCGCACGACCAGCUGGAGGUGAUCGAGCUGGACAACUGCCCACUCAUCACAGACGCAUCCCUGGAGCACCUGAAGAGCUGCCACAGCCUGGAGCGGAUCGAGCUCUAUGACUGCCAGCAGAUCACGCGCGCGGGGAUCAAGAGACUCAGGCCCACUGAUGGUGCGGGGAACCAAACAGUAUGCAGUGGAACCUGUCUUGGCUUGAAGUCAUGAAGAUGUGUGAGAAAGGCUGGCUCCUGUGAGGAGCAUCUCCUCAGAUGCCAGGGGCAUUGGAGAUCAUGAUCUGCCGUGGCCGCUUCAUGUGCCUGGGCAACAAGACACAGACUUCCCAGAGCAGCUGCUGCCAUAGGAAGGCCACCUUCUCCCUCAGGGAUAGCUUUCUGUCCCUGUGUCCUCCUGGCUGACAGACCCGCAUUGAGCUCCGGAUGUCUUGAGCCAGAAUCCCUACAUCCCUCAGAGCCAUCUUGGGUCAGAGGACUCUAAAGCAGUAAGAGGAUGAAGACUGGAGAUGACAGUGUGUAAGACCUUGUCUGGAGGGUAUAAUUAACCCAGACAAUUCAGAGAAUAAGGUUGUAAAUGACUAUAUCCUAAUUUACAUCUUCAUUCUCCAGCAAAGAACGUAGGCCACUGAAGUACCUACUGCUCUAACCUUGCCUUUUUACUUGAGACAGACUCUGCCUGCCAGAAGCUGCCAUAUGAGGUGAGGUUUUUGCAUGAAGGCCAUCUGCCCCUUUCCAUUCAAGCCAAAUCUACCUGUUCUGUCCGCUUUUAUUCUUAGGGACAUCAGUUUAGUGCCCCUGAAGCAUUUGGUCCUUAAGUCAGUAUGUGAGCUCUUGACUGGGUGACUGGAUCUCAGGAGCCCAAGAGAGUUACACUUUGAAGAAGCGUUGACACCGUUGGGCCCUCCCAGUGGCUGUGCUAGAGAACGUCCAGUGUGCUGCUUUCCCUGCCUUGAGUGGGUUCCGGGCAGCCCUUGGGGAGCUCACUUGGCAGAUGCCAAAUCUCAGUGCUUCCUCACCCAGAGUAGCUCUUUGCCCUCUACCAAGGAGAACCAUGAGCAAGCAGAAUUGUGUCUGUGGCCCUUUUAUUUUGUGUUUUCUGCAUUUCUUAUUUUGACAAAUUGACCUAGGGAAAUGAUAGGUGUGGUUCAGCGGGAAGUGGGGAAGUGGUUCUAGAAUGGGGUCCUUCCCUCAGGAACAGCAUCUGAUCUCAGCAGUGGUGACAGCUGCCUUCGCCUGAUGGACUCCACACCCUCUUCCUGCCAGGAGGGCUUAUGUCCCCUCACCAGAGACACCCAGGGAGGGUCCAGCAAAAAGAGCCACCAGGGCCUCCCAGCUGCUUGUGUCCAUGGCUGGUUCAGCGAACAAGACUCACAGAAGAGAGGUGGGUGGGGAAGGUGUCCAGGUGUGCCUUUCCUCUCCUGCUGUGCCGGAGAACCACGGCAGUCUUGAAGUGAUGUCUUUGUUACCACAGAAGGAAACUUUGCCCUUCUUGCUACUUACUAACUCCAGUCUGUACACUGCUGCUCAUAUUUAUGUUUUCCUCAGCCUAACCCUUCCCAGACUUUGAAGUCAAUAAUUACUUUUCUUUUACUCUCUUUUCUUUUUCUUUUAUUGGCACUAGAAAAUGAGAACCUAAAGUCUUAGAAAAUCCUAACUUGAGAAAGAGUUUCUAGCUGGUAUGGUUUAAUUACUUUACACCCUCAUCCCCCCCCCAGACAAAUGAUUUUCUUUUCUAGUGCUAUGUAAUGGAUCUUUACUGAGUGAAACCUUUGCUGCUACUUUCCUGGGUUUACAUCAGGUUUUCCCUUCAGAGUUCUUUCUUAUCUGUACUUUUCUGAUGACUGUUAAUUUCUAAUAAGUACAAGAAGGGGGUGUGCCUGUGAUUUCUCUCUUUCUCCCCUUCACCCUUACUUCACACUAACACCGGCUCAAUUCAGUGGGCACGCAGCAGGUCUGGGACCGGGGCAAGGUCGGAGUCUGUGGCUGCUGCUGUGCUCCCAAGCCUGGGGUCGCUAUGAGGAGAGGGGCCACUCACUGCCUCCCUCCUGGAACCAUUACCCAGUGGCUGUGCUCUGCUCGCCUUUGCCCAUCUUCAGUGACCCUGAGGGCACAGACCCGAGUGAUGUGGCCUGUGCAGAGCUCAGAGAACUGUGAGGACCCCAUGCCUGUCGCACUCUGCCUGGGCACAGGUGGAUGGGUGCCUGGUGCUGCUGGGGAAUUCUUACUUCAGGCCAGGCUGUUGCCUCACUGCACUCCCACCCUCACCCUCCUGGGGGUCAGAUGCAGAGGGCGGCCUGAGCAGUCCCGCCCUCGGCCACCCUGGAGAGCUUCCUUUUCCAUGGGGGCUGCUGCUUGCUUGUUGCCACCAAAGGCCAGGCCAUCCCCACACGGCAGCUUAAGGCCAGGUUCCAUGUGCUCCCCGAGUGACUGUUUCCACCUAACACUUGGCACCUGAGGACAGGAGGGGGUUAUUUAAAAAAGUCCCAGGUGACAGUAGAGGAUUCCUUUUGCUUUAAAAUCUUUGGACUAAAAAAGAAAUGUUUUUUAUAUAUAAAUACAUAAAUUGUUAUGUAACUAUUGUUUCCUGUACGUUCUAAUUUUGUUUUAUGAUGUAAUUAAAGGAAGUAAGCUGUGAA